GCCACGAGUCGUCAGUCGAAAAACUGUCGAGCAAAGGCGAGGAGUUCCGAUUUGAAUUUGUGAACUCUGUGUCGAAUAAAGUGUAUGCGCGUGUGUUGAUAUUGUUUUUAUGGCCCCGCAUAGUUGCUUCAGCGAAAUCCAGAUGCUGCACGACGCAAACUUGAAGAUGUUGAGGACUUCAAGAGUUAACAGACCAACAGUCAGAUGCAGACAUUGUAAAACCAGGUUGACUUGUAAUCUGCUAGCUGUAAGAGAUCAUCUGAUGGGAUGUACGAAUGCUGCAAGGAUGCCGAAUUUGUCUACAGCUAGGAGUUCCGACCUAGCCAGCGCUAUCGUUGACAACAGCGAGCGAGCAGCGCUGCCAGCAGAGCUGCCGGCCAAGAUGAAGGUGCAAGGGCCGGCGCAGGAAUUACUGAAGCCGCUGCAGCUGCCGCAGAGAACGCUGACGGGGCCGGGACCGAGCAAUUGUUCGCCGCGGGUGCUCCGGGCGCUCCAACAGCAAGUCCUGGGUCACAUGCAUCCCGAGAUCUUUCAGCUGAUGGACGAGAUAAAGGCCGGGCUGCGCUACGCCUUCCAAACCAGCAACAGGCUCACCUUGGCCGUGAGCGCGUCCGGGCACGCGGGCAUGGAGGCGGCGAUCGGCAACGUGCUCGAGCGCGGCCAGACGAUCCUCGUGGCCAAGGCCGGGCUGUGGGGCGAGCGCGCCGCCGACGUGGCCGCGCGCCUCGGCCUACGAGUGGGCUUUCUGGAGAUCGAGCCGGGAGUCGCCUUCGGGCUGUCGGAGCUGGAGGCAGCCGUAAAGAAGCAUCAGCCGGCAGCCGUGUUCGUGGCUCACUCCGAGUCGUCGACCGGCUUGAAACAACCCCUCGAAGGGAUCGCCGACGUCGUUCACAAAUACGGAGGAUUGCUGAUCGUCGACACAGUGGCAUCGCUGGGCGCCGAGCCGUUUUUCGCCGACGCCUGGGGCGUCGACGUCGUCUACUCGGGCAGCCAGAAGGUGCUCGGCGCACCAGCCGGCAUCACUCCCAUCAGCUUCAGCCCCAAGGCCGAGCACAAAAUACUGAACCGCAAGAGUCCGAUUCCGGUGUUCUACUGGGACAUGACGUGGCUCGGCAGAUAUUGGAAUUGCUUCGAGAAUCAGGGUCCACGACCCUAUCACCACACGAUCAGCGCGACUUUGGUUUACGGACUUCGCGAGGCACUUGCUCAGCUGGCUGAGGAGGGUCUUGUCAAUUGCUGGGCGCGUCACGCCUCCGUCACUGACAAAUUCCACGAUGGUCUCAUUAAGCGCGGCUACCGAUUCUUCGUCAAGGAUCCCGACCAUCGACUCAAAACUGUCAGCGCCAUUGUCCUUCCCGAGGAUGUUGAAGCGCCACUUGUUAUUCGUUACGCUAUGCAAAAAUAUAACGUGGAAAUCAGCGGAGGGCUGGGACCCACGGUCGGAAAAGUCAUUCGUAUCGGUUUGAUGGGAGUCAACGCCACGCCAGGACACGUGGACUUGGUGUUGCGCGCGCUCGACGAAGCGAUCAAACACGCAAAACAACACUUACGUUCGCACAUUUAA
Messenger RNA from Phymastichus coffea, 1564 nucleotides. RefSeq names its product 3-hydroxykynurenine transaminase (gene Agxt). NCBI's taxonomy places the organism in Eukaryota, Metazoa, Arthropoda, Insecta, Hymenoptera, Eulophidae. Bases 110 to 1564 code for a protein of 484 amino acids. Gene Ontology annotation, cellular component: peroxisome. Gene Ontology annotation, molecular function: L-serine:pyruvate transaminase activity; L-alanine:glyoxylate transaminase activity. The transcript has 7 exons. The record is from RefSeq and is a predicted model, not a curated record.